Molecule: messenger RNA, 5323 nt
Organism: Oryzias latipes (Japanese medaka)
Lineage: Eukaryota; Metazoa; Chordata; Actinopteri; Beloniformes; Adrianichthyidae
Product: zinc finger protein 518A
Biological process (GO): positive regulation of transcription by RNA polymerase II
Cellular component (GO): nucleus
Source: RefSeq, a predicted model, not a curated record
AUGUCUUACAGCUAUGUUUUACAUAAACUUAACUCUCUGACUGGAGCCCACUUACCAGGUUAACACAUGUACUGCCUCUGGACUAGAUUAGAUAACAUGUGAGUUGUGUCCCCCAUAUGCAUCUCAUACAGACUUGUACACUACAAUGUAAGCUCAUAUAAACAUAUGUACUAAUAUAUGCCCCCCAAAUGCAUCUCACACAGACAGACAGAUUGAUUCUGUGCUGAUAUGUGUGCACAGACAUGAGAAAAAAAUGGAGGAGCUUUAGAUCUGCCACAAUCUGUACAAUUUGUAAGGUGUGAGCUUGUCUUUGUGCAUUAUGCUGCCAGGAUACACAGGGAGGAGGGGAGCAGCAGCUGUCCUCGAAACCGGAAGGAGCGGCUCAAACAUGUCUGUAAGACCAGCGGAAGCAAGUCGGCCAUGUUGACAGCUCUGAGGAUCCGCCAUUAGUGCUGUUCUUUAACCCGGCCACACGAUCUCGUGCGCGCGCACACACACUGAUCUGAUGACGCAGGCUCUUGUUGUUCGAGCGCAGACUUGCUCAUGUGGUUCUUUUGUAAUUUUAGAUCUAUUAUAGGUGAUCUGAGCCGUUCUUCUGAGUGCUCGCUGUAAAAAUAGCCGCUGGAACUAAAUUCAUGACUGAGUAGAGAAGCAUAUUCCUCCGCCCGGUGGUGCGCGUACACGUCCACGUAGUACCCGGAUGGAGUGUCAUGGCCGCCGUGGCUGUGGUUCCACAGAGAGGGAGAAGAAGCAAAGGGUUUCUGAGCUGCGUAAGCGCGACUUCUUCAGGCCGAACCUUUUCUCGCGGUUCUGAUCGGUGAGGGGACGCAGGGCGAACUUCUGUCAAGUUCACAGUCAGAAGGUAAAAACUGGAACUGUGAGCCAACAAAGAGGCUGCAGACCUUCAUUCCUGCAUGCUGGAUCUUCUCUGUAAUCUUCUGCUGCAUAGACCACUUGCUGCUUUUUAUGAAGGAGGGGUCAUAGACUUGCAUAAAGAACCUCAGAUGAGCAGUUCCCUCCCACUCAGGAUGCAAUUAUGUUGAGGACAACAUUGCAGACGUCUGCAGCCAUGGAAGACCUCACAAGGCCUGAAGAUGCAGCUGUGAAAAAUGGCAGUGUCUCUGCCAUAGAGGAGGAAAAGAACAAGGUGAAGGACCUGAUGUUCAAGCAUCUGAGGGAAGCAGCAGAUGUGCAGCUUUUUAGUAAUGGAGAAGACUCUAUAACGGAGCACGGGGCCCCCUCAAAGACUGACAGACAAACCUUAAAAGCCCACUGUAAGAUUCAGCAGGGCGCCGUUUUUUCUGGAAAGAUCCUGAGCUUUGGGUGCUCUGUGUGUAAAGACAGUUCCACCUACAGUCCCAAUGAUCUACUGAAACAUUUCAGAGCCGCUCAUAAAGGAACUCUUCCCACAUACCCAUGUGACCUGUGUGAUUUUGUCACCAAUGAGUUCCCUGCUCUUCAGCGCCACCGCAUGGAGCACAGGAAUACACUAGUUACCUGUGAGCUUUGCAAUGACAAUACUCAGUACUCCCUGUUGUUGAUUACGAGGCACUAUAUGAUGAGUCACAGUACCAAUGGACAGUUCAAGUGUGACUGGUGUGAGUUUAGGACCAGUGAUGCAGGGACGUUUGUCCAGCACAUCCAUCGUCACAAUGACAGUCACUGGAAAUGUUCAAAAUGCAGACAUAUCAGUUUGAAUGAAGAAGACCACCAGAGUCAUAUGAAAGCUCACUCGAAAACAUUCCCCUUCACUUGUCAGGUCUGUGGCUAUGGUGCAACCAGCAGCGAGUAUCUCAGAAAACACAGAGCAAGUGUUCAUAAAGACAUGAGUGAGACAACGAACACAUGGAAAGUGGCUGAAGAUGCACUAGCAAACUUCUCUGCAAAUUCCAAGCAGACCUUUAAGAAAAGUGGUGAGUCACUGGAGACUCUGAGAAUUUUUAAUCCCAGCUGUGUGUCAAGUAGUGUACAAAACCAAACCAGCAGAUCAGUCAAACCAGAUCUACCUGAGGCUCUUCACUGUUCAGAAGGAUCUCCUGUGAAGAAAGACCACAGAGUGUGGAGCAAAAGUCCUGAGAGCACAGAGCAGUCCGCGACAGUGGGGUUAGAGGAAUCUCAAAACACUGACGCAGGAUGUCACACAAAUGCUAAUGGACUCACAGUUCUCAUGGUGAAGAAUAAAAUUUCUCUUCCUCCUAACUGCACGACCAAAGUUAUGGGCUUUAAAGUGGUUGAUGGCAAAAAACACCUGGUUCUUAAAGUAAUACCAUCAGCGAAGCAGGAUUUGAUGGCAAAAUCCAACUGUUUAGUCAGUGAUGUUUCUUUGUUACCAAAGCCUGUGUUGGACAGAGGUAAAGUCAGUGAGACGAAGGAAAACUCGGAUUCCAGGAGCUCAGCUGUUUCACCUAGAACUGGUUCCUGCGGGUCAGGAGUGCAUCAGGGUGAUGUAAUGGCAAUACAAGUGAAAAUUGAGGAGGAGACCUCAGUUUGCAGUGUUAAUGUUGAUGACCAAACAAACGGUUUACACAGCAGCAUCACAACCUGUGCAGAUACAAUGACCUCUGUAACGAAAGAUUCAUGUCAUGUUUGCAACCAAAUUCACCUAAAUGAAGCACGUUGCACUGAGGAGAGGAAUAAUCUCUCCCUGGUCAGUUGUGUUUCUACUGCAGCUAGACAAAUUAGUGCAGUACUAAGCAAUAGCAGUCAAAUUAGUGCUAGUAAAGUGAAAAGUGUAUCUACUCCUUCAGAUCUUCAGAGAGCUAAAAAUCUUAGUUCAGGGUUGAGGAAAUCUGCAGAAAAUUUUGGAGCUGUAAAUCUGUCGUCACAGGCUGAUAAAACUUCAAACUUCAAACAAAAUCAGCAAAAUGUUACAGAUCUUGACUCUUCACCAUGGUCACUACAAACCUCUUUGCUCAGCAAUGGAGAAUGUGCUUCAGGAACAGGGAAGACCAUACAGAAUACACUAAACCAGGAAGUCUUUACCUUUCACAACUACUCCAAGGAAACAUUCAGUAUGUCACCUAAACCUCCCCAAGACUUGGACUGCAAUCCCAACCUGUCUGACUGUGAAAGCAAAUGUGAACCAUCACUGUUCAGCUUGACAUUGACUGAAUCUCCUGAGCGUCUCACAGAAAGUUCAGAAGAAGACAUUGAAGUGGAUGAAUGUGUGGCCAGUGUUGCUGAUCAGCUAAAUGAGGACCAUUCAGAUUCUGUGCUCCAGAACUUGAAUAUUGUCAAAGUCGAGGAGGACAUUGUUUCUAUUUCUGCAACGCAGCCAGAGUUACAGAGCUGUUUGACCUCCAUGGGCUGCUUUGUGGAAGAACACUCAGAUGCAAUUGUCAGCCAGCAGCUUCACAGGGAAAGAAGAGGACCUUCCAGAACCAGCAACAACUCUUUGAAACAAGCAACAAAUUCACAUGUUCUUCAGCUUCCUGAAAGAAAGCAGCCAAUCCUCCUAAGAGCUGCAGAGAAUCGGUUUUCUGUGCCUGUGAAGGUCAACCCCUCUCCAGGUUUUAGACUUUUAACUAACUCUAAAAAAUCCCUGAUCAACGUGUCUUACAUAAGGCCAGGGAUGAACAAAUCAAACAAUGUGGGGGUUGCACCAACAAAGCUACAGUCUGAUGAAAACAGGACCACUCUGGCCUCAGUUCUGCAGCCAUCAACAAAUCCCACUCAGAACCACUACCUGAUUAACAGGGCAGGGUUUAAGGGGCCGACGCUUGUUCCCAGUUCAUCCAACACUCCACCCGAAGUUAAAAUGGCAAAAACUCAACAAACUUGCUAUUUAGUGCAAAGAUCUGUCCCAGUUAAGAGCCCUGGUGGUCCUGUCCUCAAAAUGGCUUCUGCCUCCCAGGAAAACCCCCAUCCAGUCCUGGCAGUGCCAGUGAACCCUGCAGAGAAGCCCAGUGGUCGCCAAUCAUUUCUGCUGAGAUACAUUUCUCCCAAAUCAGGUUUGUGUCUUAACAACCAGGAGACAAAAACCAGAAACCUUUCCAGCCAAACAGGGGAAAACUCUGGAAACAAAGUCAUAUUUAAAAUAGUCUCUCCUUCAGGUAGCCUUCUCACAAGCGGUUCCCCCACUUCAAGAGGCCAGCCUUUGUUUCUUGCCACCAGACCUAAAACCCAGUGUUUCCUAGUGUCGUCAAACAAAACAGAUGCACCUGCUUAUAGUGGAGCAAAGACUCUGAUCGGUUUAAAAAACUCUGCUCAAAAAGAUGUCAAAAAAUGUGAUAUUUUGCUAUCUCAGAUCCUUCCACAGGCCCAACAGUGUGAAGCAGAGAAACUAGCCUUAGCUCCACGAUCAAUAAGACCUCCAAGCCAAAGGAAAAGGUGCAGGAAAACAUUUGAAGAGCCCGCAACAAUGGUGCACAAGGCAAGAAGAGUGUCCAACACACUCCAGAUUGAGAAAGACACUCCUGCAUUAUGGAUUCCUGCUGCCAAGGAAGUAGAAAGGACACUGAAGCUCGCCCCUUUCAGCUCAGUUCAGCGGAUCAAAUGCCCCCGUCGUUACCAGCCUGUGGUGGUGCUCAAUCAUCCAGAUGCUGACAUUCCUGAAGUGGCCAACAUCAUGAAGAUUGUAAAUCGGUACAGGGGUGCUGUCACAAAGGUUUCUUUGUGUCAAAAAACACUUCAAGCACUGUCUGAUCUUGGAGUUCCUGACGAAGACUCCACUUUGUCUAACGAGGAGCGUCUAAGACCUAGACUGAUUCAGACUUUUGCACGAGAGCGAUUUCUUCUUAAAAUGAAACUGCGCAGAAAAAACAAAAAGAAAUACGAGGUGGUUAAGCCAUCAUCUGGCUGUAGACAGAGCACGGUGCUGUUUGACUGCUGGUUUUGUGGGCGGAUCUUCACAAACCAGGAAGACUGGAUUGGUCAUGGUCAGAGGCACCUGAUGGAGGCCACAAGAGACUGGAACAAGCUGUUCUGACUUUCCACUAUCUUUUUAUCUGACCACAUAAAUGCACAUGAUGUUUUAUCUUUUGGUAGGUGUGUAUUCUGGUCCUUGUACACGAGAGUCUGGUUAAACUGUGAAUAUGCUACACUGAAACUAAGAGCAACAGAUGACUGGAAGGGAAGUUUUUGUGCAGAGUGGAAUCAAGUUUCCUCAGGUAAUUUAUAUAAAACUACUUUCUUUUUUAGUCAAAAAGAAUCAUGGCUUUAGUUUAAGUGAUUUUUUUUUUUCUUUCACAUUUUCCUGUUCCCCAUAUCGGGCCAGGAACCAAACGUUUGUACAGCUGACUAUGAAAACCCAGAGUUACUGUCCUGGUUAAAGUAAAUCUUUCUGUCUAAACCCUAAUUAAAAAGGUGGAAUAAUUUCACACUA